AUGUCAGUAAAUCCAGCCAACCCUCCACGACCUGCUCUUGUCGCAACAAUUGAAGAUAGUUUUGCCUAUAUUACUGCAACAUCAAGAUGGCCAAUAAUUGUGACAAAAAUUAUUGACGAUAUUUAUAAGACUCGUCAUUCACUUGAUCUUUCAGAAGGUGAUAAAAUUAAAGAAGGCAAAGAAAUUAUUGAUUCUAUAGGAGAAUUGAAAUAUCAUAUGCAACGAAAAAAACCUUUGACUCCAAUCGAAGAUGACGGAGAGCCGGAUAAUGGCACUUGGACAUAUGUUUUCAACACUUAUUUCAAAGAUGACAAUUGGUACUCAGCAACUUGGCUAUUUACUGAAUGUUAUUUAUAUCGUCGAAUUCAUUCUAUACUUUCAAGAACCAAACAUUGGAAUAAUUACGAUCCUUUUUUUCGUCAAAAAGAAGAUGCUUUUAAAGGUUCAUAUAUUGCAAUUAUCGAAAUCGCGAAACGUAUUGACGAAUUGGUUUACAUCCCAAAGCUGCAUGCAGAUAAUGAAGAAAUAGAUACUGGUAGAAUUAUUUUCCAUGAGCUUGCCCAAAUAUCACUCUGGGGCAAUUCAACAGAUUUGUCUUUACUUACCAAUCUUAGCGAUGAGGAUAUUAAAAAAUUGCAAGAUAUGGGAACAAAAAAGUUGGAAGAAUUAGAGAAAAAUAUUUUAAAGAAUGAUUUAGAAAAAGUAUGGAGUUAUAUAUCAGAACAUCGUAAUUCUAGAAUUGAUAUUGUUCUGGACAAUGCUGGAUUCGAAUUAUACGCGGAUUUAGUUUUGUCAGAUUGGUUAAUCCAAUCCGGAUACGCAAAGGAAAUCUAUUUACAUGCCAAAAAAAAUUCCGUGAGCGAAGAUUUUUUUUUAUCAGCCUCCGAAAUGGAAAAAUCUUUUCUCAAAAAAUUUUCAAAUCGUUUGCAAUAUUAUAUUACCAAUUCUCAAUUAUUCCUUACUUCCAAUUAUUUCUGGACAUCACCAUAUUCGUAUUGGCACUUGGCAGAACAAGCACCUGAUUUGUAUGCUGAUUUAUGUAUGUCUAACCUUGUAAUAUUUAAGGGUGACCUUAAUUAUAGGAAAUUGGUAUAUGAUUGUAAAUGGAAGACUACUACUCCAUUUAAGGAGGCUGUUGGACCAUUGGCAAACAUGAGAGGCUCACCACCUAUACUUGCUUUACGAACAAGUAAGGCUGAUGUUAUAGUUGGACUUGAAGAAGGAAUUGAAGAAAGGUUAAGUGUUAAUGAAAAGGAUUGGAUGUAUUCUGGAAAAUAUGCAAUAAAGCGAUACCUUCAUAUUGCAAAAAUUGAAACAAAAACAUCACAGUUACCAUGGUAUUCAAAAAUUGAACCCUUGGCAACACAUAUUCAAAAAGUUUCUAAAUCUAUUUAUUUACCAAAAUCACAAGUUUCAAUUGAUGAAAUGGUUGCCAGAUUUAGAGUAGAAGCAGUCAUACA
Molecule: messenger RNA, 1460 nt
Organism: Dentiscutata erythropus
Lineage: Eukaryota; Fungi; Glomeromycota; Glomeromycetes; Diversisporales; Gigasporaceae
Source: the annotation of a GenBank genome assembly